AUGCACGCUCCGCGCUCACCGAAGCGGCCCGCUCCCGCCGACGACGCGGCCGACGGCUAUGUCAAGCUGAUCGGCGGCACGCCAUUCCCGGAGGCGCUGCAGGAGCAGCGCGAGGCGGGAGACUUUUGUGACGCGGUCAUCAUGGCUGGCGGACAGCGCUUCGUGGCCCACCGCGCGGUGCUGGCGGGCACGUCGCUUUACUUUCGCGGGAUGUACAAAUCGAUGAUGGCGGAUAGCCACGACGCGCACACACUGCCGGCCAUCUCGGCGGACUCGUUUGCCGCCAUGCUGAGCUGGAUGUACAAGGGCCGCUGCGUGCUCGGGUCGAACGACGAGCUGGUGCCCGUGCUCGAGGCGGCGAGCCUGCUGCAGGUGCACCCGCUGCGCGACACGGCGGCCGUCGCCAUCGCCAAGCGGCUGACGGCCGACAGCUGCGUGGGCGCGUGGGACCUCGCGGAGCGGCUCUCGCUCGAUGCGCUGCGCGACGAGGCGCGCACCGCGUGCCUGGCGUGCUGGCCGGAGCUGCGCGCCGCGCCCGAGAAGCUGGCGACGAUCAAGCUUGACCGCCUCGCCGACUUGCUGGGCGACGACUGCCUCAAGGUGCAGGAGGAGGCCGAGGUGCUCGACGCGAUCGACGCGUGGGUCAGCGCGCAGAAGCCGUCGGCGCCUUCGGAGGAGGCGGUCGCUCGGCUGGUCGCGCAGGUGCGAUUCCCGCUGCUGAGCGCGGAGCAGUGCACGCAGGCCGCCAGCCAGCCGUGCAUGCAGGGCGCCGCCGCGAUGAAAGCCGCGUUCCUGUCGCUGGCCACUCGCAAGGCAACGGAGCGGCAGCCUUGUUGGCUUCAGGAAGGUGGCGCGCCUGGGGAGUUCGUGUGGUCGAUCGCGCAAUUCUCCGCACUCGAGGAGCGGACGGAUUCGCCCAUCUUCGAGUACGCGGGCAUUCGCUGGUGCCUCCUAGUCUUCCCGAGAGGUAACAAGGCGGACUCCCUUGCGGUCUACCUCAAGGCCGUCGACGCGGCGACGAAGCCCUGCGCAGCCAGCUUUUGCUUCACCAUCCCAAGUGCCAAAUCGGACAAAUCGGUCACAAAGGAUAGCGAGCACAAGUUCGAGUCGGACAAGAUGGACUGGGGCUUCCGUGAGAUGAUUCUGCUUGCCGAGCUGCGUGACCCGGAGUGUGGCUACCUCGCUGAGGAUAAGCUCACCAUCUCGCUGAAGAUCCGCAACCCGAGGCUCCUCGACUCCGCGUAG
Molecule: messenger RNA, 1245 nt
Organism: Emiliania huxleyi CCMP1516
Lineage: Eukaryota; Haptophyta; Isochrysidales; Noelaerhabdaceae
Exons: 1
Coding region: 1-1245 (414 amino acids)
Molecular function (GO): protein binding
Source: RefSeq, a predicted model, not a curated record